GCUCGGGGCGGGGCGCGGCGCGCUAGGCGGGCUGGGCCACGCGGAGUCGCGGCCUUUGUGCAGUGGGGGCCGGGCCCGGAGCCCAGGCGUCAUGAACGUAGGGUGCUGUCUGCCUGGUAACGAAGCCCCUUGGGCGGUGGGCCCGAAGCCAUCGCCUCGCCUUCUGGCGGGAGAGGUGUGGGCAGGGACACCUCAACGCCCUGAACUCUGCCUGUUUUGUUUGUUUGGAAAAAGCCAAGAAACCGCCCAAGUCUCCACCAAAUUACCCGUGGAUGAAGUGUCAUGUAGCUUAUCAGAAUGUGGUUUUACAGUAACAAUGAACGUUGUAGAAAUAAAUGGCAAGUGGCAACCUGUUGACAGCGAUACAUGUCAAGUAGUAUCAUCCAGUGGAUUUGGGUUGCUCAUGGUAGGAAUUUGAUUUGCCAUCUUGCAUGCUUGCAUGUACCUUAUUGCCAGAUGCAGAGAUGUCCUGUGUUGGGUGGGUUGUUGACUCUUGUAUGCCAGUCACUAUUAGGGUGCCCACUCUGCUGGCUCAAACUAGACUCCCAGCCUUGGAAGUGGCUCAGUUCCCACUGUAAUCCAUCACUAACCGAAGGUAGUGAAAGGCUGGCCCAGCGAGUGCGGCCUGUCAGUUUAGAAUAGGAUUUGCGGGGUGACAAAGGAAUUGAUGAGGUCAUACUGCCUUUGGAUUGAGCGGGAGGCUGCAGCCGGAGCACUGGCCAUGCGUUCAGCAAGUAGGAGUUGUUCACAUGUUUUGGGUAAGCCCUCUGCCAGGGUCCAGGGGAGCCAGCAGUGGGUCUGACUUGCUCACAGUCUAAUUGGCAAAUCAAGAUCUGCAUCCAUAGAUCCAGUCAGCUGAAGAAUAGUGAGGUUCACAGGCAGGAGGGCUACCCUUUGAGCUGCGUUGCCAGACAUGUGGUGGAGCAGGCAGUUCACAGUGGCUGUCUGAAUUUUACCUUGUGAGAAACAUGAUUUUGACUGGUUUGCCCAGUUUGGCCUUCUCUUGUCAUCAUUCCCCUCCCAUGUGAUCCCAUGUAGUUUUCACAUCAGUUUCCUUUGACAUCUUCCAUGACUCCCAUCUCCAAUGCUGUCUGUCCUCCCUUCUGAUCUCCAAUCUCCUGCUUCUAGUUGUUUAUUUCACUUUAAUACCAAAUAGGUUGAUUCACUCCAAGAUAUAACCACAGUCCGUGCCAGAACAAUCCUUAUGCCUGUCUAAAGUCACCUUGGUGCCUCUCAUAGGCUGCAUGCAUCUCCUAAGAAGCCUUGCCACCUGUUUACAACACCAGACCAUUUCCCAGAAACUGCAACCUAAAGUCCCUGUCCAAGCUAUCUGGUGGAAGAAGAAAGGUGCCACUUUGGCAUGAAGAUAGACUCACUUAGACGUCAAUCUUUUAAGCUGAGUGCAUUGUGAUUUCCAAUAAUUGAGGCAGUGGUUCUAAAAGCUGUCUACAUUAAUGAAAAGAGCAAUGUGGCCAGCUUGACUAAGCCGCCAGUGUGUACAGCGCGGGCAGGACGACACCGGGUCUCGACGGACUUGUGCAUGUUAGCAGUAUAGAUUUAUGUAAGGUGGUUUAAAACUCUGGUCUUUUAAAGUAGUCUUAACUGCUCAUAAUAUGGAGACAUAUGAGAGUCCCUCUCCUCUCCCGCGUGAGCCCGCAGGAGAAGCGAUGAUGGAGAACCGAGCUUGCCCCUUCCAAGUGCUGCCCCAUGAACAGUCUCCACCACCUCCCCUGCAAACGUCCAGUGAUGCAGAGGUAAUGGACGUUGGCUCUGGUGGUGAUGGACAGUCCGAACCUCCUGCCGACGACCCAUUCAACUUCUACGGAGCUUCUCUUCUCUCCAAAGGAUCCUUCUCUAAGGGCCGCCUCCUCAUAGACCCGAACUGUAGUGGCCACAGCCCGCGCACUGCCCGGCACGCACCUGCGGUCCGGAAGUUCUCCCCUGACCUUAAGUUGCUUAAGGAUGUAAAGAUUAGCGUGAGCUUUACUGAGAGCUGCAGGAGUAAGGACAGGAAGGUGCUGUACACAGGAGUAGAACGCAGCACUCGGCCUGAGUGUAGCCAGCUCCUUAGUCCUGUCAGUGGGGACGUGCAUGCUUGUCCCUUUGGCGGGAGUGUUGGUAAUGGGGUAGGCCUAGGGGGUGAGAGUGCAGAUAAGAAGGAUGAGGAAAAUGAGCUGGAUCAGGAAAAGAGAGUGGAGUAUGCAGUGCUCGAUGAGUUAGAAGAUUUUACUGACAAUUUGGAGCUAGAUGAAGAAGGAACAGGCGGGUUCACGGCUAAAGCAAUCGUUCAAAGAGACAGAGUGGAUGAAGAGGCCUUGAAUUUCUCUUAUGAGGAUGACUUUGACAAUGAUGUGGACGCUUUACUAGAAGAAGGUCUCUGUGCUCCCAAGAAGAGGCGAAUGGAGGAAAAAUAUGGCGGAGACAGUGAUCAUCCAUCUGAUGGAGAGACAAGUGUCCAGCCAAUGAUGACCAAGAUUAAAACAGUGCUCAAAAGUCGUGGCCGUCCACCUACAGAGCCAUUGCCUGAUGGAUGGAUCAUGACUUUUCAUAACUCUGGAGUCCCUGUAUACCUGCACAGAGAGUCUCGAGUGGUCACUUGGUCCAGACCCUACUUCUUGGGAACAGGAAGCAUACGGAAACAUGAUCCUCCUCUAAGCAGUAUCCCCUGUCUACAUUAUAAGAAAAUGAAGGACAAUGAGGAACGAGAACAAAACUGUGAUCUUGCCCCCAGUGGAGAGGUGUCACCUGUCAAGCCCUUGGGUCGAUCUGCAGAGCUGGAUUUCCCUCUGGAAGAGCCUGACUCCAUGGGUGGAGACUCAGGGUCCUUGGAUGAGAAGGACCCAUUGGGGGCUGAGGCAGCCGCUGGAGCCCUGGGACAAGUGAAGGCUAAAGUUGAGGUGUGCAAAGAUGAAUCAGUUGAUCUGGAGGAAUUUCGUAAUUACCUUGAGAAGCGUUUUGACUUUGAACAAGUAACUGUGAAAAAAUUCAGGACUUGGGCUGAGCGACGUCAGUUCAACCGUGAGAUGAAGCGGAAGCAGGCCGAGUCAGAGAGGCCCAUCCUGCCAGCCAACCAGAAGCUGAUCACUCUAUCUGUACAAGAUGCACCCACAAAGAAAGAGUUUGUCAUCAAUCCCAAUGGGAAGUCUGAGGUUUGCAUCCUGCACGAAUACAUGCAGCGUGUCCUCAAGGUCCGCCCUGUUUAUAAUUUCUUUGAAUGUGAGAAUCCAAGUGAGCCUUUUGGUGCCUCCGUGACCAUUGAUGGUGUGACUUACGGAUCUGGAACUGCAAGCAGCAAAAAACUUGCGAAGAAUAAAGCUGCCCGAGCCACCCUGGAAAUUCUCAUCCCUGACUUUGUUAAACAGACCUCUGAGGAGAAGCCUAAAGACAGUGAAGAACUGGAGUAUUUUAACCACAUCAGUAUUGAGGAUUCACGAGUCUAUGAGCUGACAAGCAAGGCUGGGCUGUUGUCUCCAUAUCAGAUCCUCCAUGAGUGCCUUAAAAGAAACCAUGGAAUGGGUGACACAUCCAUCAAGUUUGAAGUGGUUCCUGGGAAAAAUCAGAAGAGUGAAUAUGUUAUGGCAUGCGGCAAACACACAGUGCGCGGGUGGUGUAAGAAUAAACGAGUUGGGAAACAAUUAGCAUCUCAGAAAAUUCUUCAGCUACUGCACCCACAUGUCAAGAACUGGGGGUCCUUACUGCGCAUGUAUGGUCGUGAGAGCAGCAAAAUGGUCAAGCAGGAGACCUCUGACAAGAGUGUGAUAGAGCUACAGCAGUAUGCCAAGAAGAACAGGCCCAACCUUCACAUCCUGAGCAAGCUACAAGAAGAGAUGAAGAGGCUGGCUGCAGAGCGGGAGGAGACUCGGAAGAAACCCAAGAUGUCAAUUGUAGCAUCUGCCCAGCCUGGUGGUGAGCCCUUGUGCACAGUUGAUGUAUGAGGUAGGCAGCAUGGGCCAACAGUGCUACCCAGGAGAGACCAUCAGCCACACAUCAUCACUCUGCAGCAUCAGGCCUCCAACCUAAGCUCCUUCCCUGUGGCAGGGUCUGGGCUCUGGCUCUGGCUCAUGGGGACAGCUGUGACUACACAGUACACAUGCAAAGAAGCAGUUCUGGACAAGCUGCUCUCAAUGUGACUGGAUAUACUUAAGGAUCAGUCAUAAGUUAACUGCACAAGUGGAAGCUGAUAGACAGCUGUAGAUCCUGCUUGUAUGUAUCUGCUGCGGACCGUUUUUAUGAAGGUUUUCAUUAAUUUUAGUACACUAUAUGCACUGACAAGAAGUAAUACUUCGUUGAUAGAUGAGAUGACCAGGUUUUAUAGCUUUGGCUGGCCUAUGAUGUCAGGUAGCCCCUUUGCUAUUAUGGUUCUUUCUGGUGGAGCCACUGAGACUUGGUCAGAAGAUGCAGGUAUCCUGUCCUGUAGUAUUACCUGCUUUGUGUGUUUUGCAUUUUCUUCUGAAAAAGUUAUAACAGAAAGGCUAUUUCAGGCUAUUUUGGCUUAAAAUAAAACAAAAUUUUAGCA
Messenger RNA from Mus caroli (Ryukyu mouse), 4516 nucleotides. The record is from RefSeq and is a predicted model, not a curated record. Lineage: Eukaryota; Metazoa; Chordata; Mammalia; Rodentia; Muridae.